Drosophila takahashii is the source of this 1243-nucleotide messenger RNA. RefSeq names its product Mst33A (gene Mst33A). The record is from RefSeq and is a predicted model, not a curated record. NCBI's taxonomy places the organism in Eukaryota, Metazoa, Arthropoda, Insecta, Diptera, Drosophilidae.
UAGAAAGUGUAAGAAAGCAGGCCAAAGUCACAGUUACCCAGGACUUUACACUUCUCCGGUUUAGAUACAUUUAGUCAGUAUAGCACAGUACAUAGCUUGCCAUUCUAGGAAACAAAGAUACUAACAGAAAGACAUACAAUGCCCCCUGUUUUGAGGUCGACAAGAUCGAAUCCACGUCGAAAAUCCAAAACAAUGGCGAAUCAUAUUCUUUCAAGUAUUAUCACACAAGAAAUGAACCGAAUGAAUGACAACGAUGAUCAUGAUACUGUCCACAUCCUUGAAAGGCCUAGGAAAAUGACCUAUUCUACAAGUUCUAGUAGUGGGGAGGACAUCGAUAUCUCACCCCAGCCAAGUACAAGUAAUGGUGCUCAAAAUGUAUCCAGGGAAGUGUUGGCAAGGAUCGAUUUAAAUGAAUUUUCAAUCGAGUCUAUAUCGGUGAGAGAUAAGCCCUUUGAAAACUUUCUUCUAGACUUCUCCCUGACUCACGGCAUUAGACCCCAAGAAAAUGUGCAAGAAGCCGUCGACCAAUGGAUUCAAAUGACAACCAGGCAACAAGAAGAAUAUAAUGCCGAUAAUUAUGUGCUGAAAUUAUUCACCCAAGUUCACAAUCAGAAUGAGAUUGUCGAUGCAAUCGGGAUUCAUUGGCCAAGGGUGUCGAAACCGAAGAUAAAAGCGACCCGAGGGCUGCGUAAGCCCGUUAAGAGGUUAAAUCCAAGAGAUCGCGGGGCGGUGUCUCCAAAAUUAUCGUUUCGACGAACAGGUAGUUCCUGGGCCUUUAAAAAUUUCCUUCGCAAAAUCCGUAAAACCGAUCCCGGCCUUUUAGCCGUGGAGGCCACGUCGCUGUGGCGAAAAAUGACUCGUUCUCAAAAGCAACUCUUUAAAAUGGCGAGCGCUGAUCGCUUGAAAAAGUCUCGAAGGAGUGCGGAACUUUGUAAGAAACUAAUGGCAACCAAAUCCAGAAAUGCUGCCAGAUUGCGGAGUCCCAGACGCCCUUCACGAUCACUGCGGAAAAAUUUCAUCGAUUCAGAAAGCAGCUGUGAUGUUGGAAAUCGCCAACUAGAAGUUUGGACAGACAGAGGAACGUCUGCAUUACCGCAAAGAUGGAGUUCCUGGCCGAGUUUGGAAUACAUUGCGAGGGCGAUAAAUAGAGUAAAAAGUUUUUUUAGUUAAAUAUUUCGUUUUCAAAAUUUUAGACUAGAAAUUAUCAAAUGAUAAAACGACAAAAAAAAUUUUUUGUUAAAAA